AUGCAAGCUGCAGUGGAGCAGGCCACCGAGGCUCCAGUCAAGAAAUUCACUCGACACUCAAAAGCCUGCCGGGAAUGUCGCAGACUCCGGACCAGGUGCGUGAAUGAUGGUCGGGCACCCUGUCAGUCGUGUCGGCAGAGUGGGAAGGACUGUGUAUUCCUUCAACGCGGCCAGCCAGACCAAGACCGCGCUUUUCGGCGUCCAAGAGCUCGCACCUCUGUUGGUCAUCGCAAAAUUGGCUCUGUCACAACCGUCCCUACCUCCUCGAUUGAACUGAACAGGAAUUCCCAGACAAGUAAAUCCCCGGCAUCGUCCCCGGCGCCGGCAACGAGAAUAACACCAGCCUCUUCAACCACUCUCCCCUCUGAGCUCAGAGAGGUCCUGCCGCCCUUUGAAGAACUGAUUGAAGGAGUAAACAUAUUCACAACGUCCUUCUUCCAGCUUGGCUUUUUACCGAAAACGCUGAUAUUCGAGCGGCUACGAAAAGACCCUGAUUCAAUCAGCAGAUUUCUAUUGUUUAGCAUUUUGAGCAUCUCAGCUCGUUUUACCCCUUGUCUUGUCACCCGGUAUGGGAGUGACUUGAGCGCAACCGACCUGUUUCUCAGCCGGGCAGCUGCGCUAGUGCCCGAGCAGAUGUACGUUCCAACCCUAGAAGCGACACAAGGAUUCUUCCUUUUGAGUAUUGCAGAAUGGGGCAAAGGCGACAAACAUCGGAGCUCGAUGCACAUGAGCAUUGCCAUGACCAUGGCUGGCAUCUUACGGCUACAUCGAGAAGAGACCUACCGUUUAUCCAGUGAUGCGACGGCUGAGCAAUUCGUCCACGCGGAGGCAGGAAGGCGAACAUUCUGGAUGCUGGAGAGUUACAACAAUCUUCUCUCCGGUCUGACUUCUCCAGUGGCCAUCUCAUAUAGUGAUAUAACCGCUCUUUUGCCCUGCACAGAGCACGAGUUUGCAUUUGGGAACUUGGUCAAUCCCCGAGUACCCCUAACUGGAACAUUACCGGCUCUUAAGGAUCCAUCACUCGCUCAUUCCGCGACGCGGUCUUUGUUUGCGACUCUUUUACAGACACACAAUCUGUGGGGCCAGGUAGCAAGAGUUGUUGGCACUGAUACAGGGCGAGAACCUCCCGACGACGAAGUACAAUUGAGCCGAGAGGAUUAUGCAAGGCUAUCGACGGCACUAGAUGAAUUUGAACGAAACAGCCCAACGCAUCAUUGCUGGUCAAUUUGGAACCUUCGAGGGUUCAAAGCAAAGGGGCUAGACUUGGCAUAUCUAUCGGCCGUGAUGGUGUUGAGAUUGAGUAAUAUCGUCUUACGCCGAAGAUAUCUCCAUGAUGGAUCGAAUUCCGAUCAACACUUGCGGGCUGACCACGAUCCCCACAACCCGGCCUCUGUUACAACGGAACUAUUCGAAAAUAUGAUAAUUCUCCACGAGCAAAUCGAUGCCUUCUUUGACUUUCGCUCCCCUGACCAAGGCUUCCCAGCCCUGAUCGUCUUCUGCGUCUAUGUAUGCGGCUCUUUGGCAAACCAUCUGCAUAAAAGACCGGAAAUCUGUCCAAGCACAGCACCUAGGGCUGAAGAGAUCCUCCGGAAAUCUUUGACAGGGCUGGGCGAGUUGCAGCAUGCAUGGCCUCUUGCUCGGCGUUGGAAUAAAGCUCUCUGUAGAGCUAGUGCAAGGGAUCCCAACCAGAUCACUGAAAUGCAUUUGACCGAUCUAACUGGUAACUCUUCAUUGAAUGGACCAUUCACACCCGGUAGUGAGGCACAGUCGUCCUCGCCAAGGAUUCUGUCUCGGCUGAAUGAUCCAUUCCCCACGGAUGUGAUGCUGAUGGAAUUCGAAACUUAUCCUUGGAACGAAAUAUUUAUGAGCUCUAUGAAUCUCGAUUAUGCAAAUGUAGCCUAA
Molecule: messenger RNA, 1902 nt
Organism: Penicillium verhagenii
Lineage: Eukaryota; Fungi; Ascomycota; Eurotiomycetes; Eurotiales; Aspergillaceae
Product: Zn(II)2Cys6 transcription factor
Exons: 1
Coding region: 1-1902 (633 amino acids)
Biological process (GO): regulation of DNA-templated transcription; DNA-templated transcription
Cellular component (GO): nucleus
Molecular function (GO): DNA binding; DNA-binding transcription factor activity, RNA polymerase II-specific; zinc ion binding
Source: RefSeq, a predicted model, not a curated record